Phytophthora infestans T30-4 is the source of this 632-nucleotide messenger RNA. RefSeq lists its product as uncharacterized. The transcript has a single exon. Bases 48 to 269 code for a protein of 73 amino acids. Lineage: Eukaryota; Oomycota; Peronosporomycetes; Peronosporales; Peronosporaceae. The record is from RefSeq and is a predicted model, not a curated record.
CCUGAGGUGGAGGCGGAGACGUUAUAUGAAAGACUAAAAUGUACUCAAUGGAGGAGCUCGAGGAGGUGAUGCUAGCUGUUUGCGCUGCUGUUGGCCAGUCGGUUGCGCUUCUCGCUGAGGACGAUGAACCCCGACCUAUCGAUUCCAAAACCCCGAUUCUGACUGUAUCCGUUCUCGACUUCGAUCCCAUGCUGCUCUCAGCAGCCUAUUCGAGCUGGUUCGAUGACAAUCUACGCUGCACUAAAGAAACGUCGCUCAUCACAAGAUAAUCCCAAGCCGCACUGAGUUGCUUCGAAUUAUUGGAUCCAUCAAACAUGUCUUUCAGCGCGUCAUACUGUAGCCUUAUGUCCGUCUCUGAUGCCUUCGCUGUCCAAGAAAAUGGCAGACUUAAGGCCUCGACAGGUUUCUUGACACGUGUUUUUGCGACGUGACGAGUUGUGUACACUGGCCUUAGAACCUGAUCGGUUAGAAGGCCUUAGACCUGACGCUGAGGUUGGUUGGGUGUUUGUCAGGACGGCCGGUGGCGCGACGAUCGAUAGAGGAGUGACAUGUAGCGUGGUCGACAACUGAGUAAAGGACAUGAAUGGUAGUGCAUCGUCAAUGCUCUCUGCUGAGAGCUCCGACGGGAGGUU